Messenger RNA from Trichoplax adhaerens, 573 nucleotides. RefSeq lists its product as uncharacterized. Gene Ontology annotation, cellular component: cytoplasm. The transcript has a single exon. The record is from RefSeq and is a predicted model, not a curated record. Gene Ontology annotation, biological process: glutathione metabolic process. The annotation marks the transcript as partial. NCBI's taxonomy places the organism in Eukaryota, Metazoa, Placozoa, Uniplacotomia, Trichoplacea, Trichoplacidae. Gene Ontology annotation, molecular function: glutathione dehydrogenase (ascorbate) activity; glutathione transferase activity.
CCGCGACUGUACACUUCGCGAUUUGAUCCUUAUAGUGCUGGAAUUCGUUUUGUAUUGGGUGCAAAAGGCAUCGACUAUGAAUAUGCUUACGUCGAUGUCCAUAACAAGCCUGAAUGGUACAAGGAGGUCAAUCCCACCGGUCAUAUACCAUGCUUGGAGACUGGCGACGAAGUCGUAUCAGAAACGUCCGUUAUCUACGAUUAUCUAGAAGAUAGAUAUCCUCAGGUAAAGACCCAACCAACUGAUCCGUACAAGAAGGCUCAAGACAAGAUAUUUGUAGCUCAUACCAAGGAAUAUCUUACUCCAAAAAUUACCGGCUGUGUUAAAAAUCCAAAUGAUAACCUUGAAGAAGUCACCAAGGUCUUGAAGAUCAUUGAUGGCAUUAUGGGCAAACGUGGUACCGACUAUCUAGGUGGAGCUAGUCCUAACUUUGCUGAUUAUUUCUUGUUCGGAUGGGUAGAGCUACUUCCAGCUUUGAAAGGAGCUCAUGAUUUGAAAUUUGAGUUGGAUAAGAAUGAAUACAGCAAUUACUGGGCUUGGGUUAUGCGCAUGGAUAAGGACAAGAACGUUGAG